AUGCCUCCUAGCGUACCGCGCAAAAGGCUGCGCGAUGAGUCGCCCCAUCCAAGCGAGUCAAAACGAAGGCAAGUGGCCAAGACUGCAGCCGCACCGCCUCCGUCGUCGACCGGUCGUAAGCGCAAGGCAACUCUAUACGAUGACCUCGAUGCCUCGGCUGCCUCAGUUGCCAAAUCCAGCAAGACAUUUCUGGAGACCCUCGACGACAGUGAGGAUUGUAGCUCCUUGAGCGACCUUUCGGACGGAGACUUUGAGGAAGUUCCAAUUGCGAAACGACAUGUGACCGUGGGCUCUGGCGAUGACGACGAGGAUGAUGAUAACGAAGACAUUGAGUUUGAGGACGUUCCGGCGCCGAGAACAUCAAUGCUCGACACUUCGGUCGGCACCGGUGACCUGGAACUGACCCUGCACCGCGACACCCGGAUCUCCCUGACCAACCCGUUUGGCGACAAGAAGGGCCCUUCGAAGAUCGAAAGGAAGGUUCGCACAGCAACCCAUUGUGUGCACGUGCAGCAUCUUCUCUGGCACAAUGCCAUUCGAAAUGCUUGGCUCUGUGAUCAUGAGGUGCAGGCUACCUUGAUGUCGCACAUCCCGCCCCGGCUCUUCGACGAGGUCGAACGUUGGAGGACCGCUAGUGGACUGGACGGGAAGCCCAUGAAAGCAUCGGAAACGAAACCUAAAGCCAAGCCAAAGCGGCGCACAAAGGUCCAUAAGGCCGACGAAGAAGAUUCCCGAGACUGGGGGCCAGCCGCCGACCGUUUGGAAGAAGGUGCCGUUGACAUGAGCCACGGCGAUCCCCUGUUUCGACUGAUGAAGAGUUUAAGCUCCUGGUGGAAGCAGCGUUUCCAGAUCACCGCGCCCGGUAUUCGCAAGUUGGGCUAUAUGUCUCUUGAGCGUCUCGACAGGCUGACCAAAGACAUUCUGCGCGCUCUAGGCCUUGAGGCUCGGAUGGUUGCUAAUCUACAACCCUUGGGCUUUGGCUGGAAAAAGGCAGAAGAUGCCGAUGCAGAGAAGGACACGAGUACAUUGGCAGCCGUGCAGCGGAGCAAGUUGGCUACAGAGGGCGACUCGCCUUUGAAGAAGAACCUCGGCGUCAAGAAAUCGACACAGCAGACGAAAAGCAAACCGCCAGCAAAAACAACUAACGGGAGGUCGAUCCGACGGAAGAGCGUUAAAGACGAGGCCCGGGAUUCCGAUGAGCCUGACACACUGAUAUCAGUCGUUCCAGACAGCGAUGAAGACUCUGUUGUCGAGCUCGACGUGGCGCCGAGCAAGCCCGCCAGCACCAAGAAAUUCGACCAGGACCUCGAAUAUCCUCAUUACUGGACUGAGGUGUUAUCGCCAGUCAGCAAGAUGUACCUGCCGGUCGACGCAAUUGUGAAGAAAGUCAUUGCAACGAACCGCGAGCUUAUAGAAUCGCUGGAGCCAAGGGGCAGCAAAGCCGACAAAGCGCGACAAGUCAUGGCCUAUGUCGUUGGCUAUUCCCAAGACGGCACAGCCAAGGAUGUCACGGUCAGGUACCUCAAGCGACAGACUUUACCUGGCAGAACCAAAGGAAUGAGGAUGCCAUUAGAAAAGAUACCUGUUCACGAUAAGAGGGGGAAAAUAAAGAGAUACAACCAGUUUGACUGGUUCAAGUCCGCACUCCAAGGCUUUGUUCGGGGAAGCCGGAAGUAUCCCAUCACGGAAGUGGACGAAAAGGAAGACUCAACCGACCUGAAGCCGGCCAAGCCUGAGAAGAAGGAGGUGAAAGAAGGCGAGGAAACGCUACAGUAUUAUAAACAGUCCACGGAAUUCUGUCUCGAGCGGCACUUGAAGCGCGAGGAGGCGCUUCUCCCUACUGCGGAAGCGGUCAAAAUGUUCCGAAACAAGGGUAAGGCCAAGGAUAAGACGAAGGAUAAAGCUGAAGACGGCGCCGAAGAGCCAGUCUAUGCCAGAAAGGAUGUUGUCAAUGUCAAGAGUGCAGAGACGUGGCACAAGCAGGGACGGGCGCCACGAGCAGGUGAACUACCACUAAAGAAGGUGCCGUACCGUGCCGCGACAACAAAUAGGAGACGGGAGCUGGCUGAAGCCGAGGCUAUCAGUGGCCAAAAGGUGUUGCAGGGGCUUUACAGUUUCGACCAAACCGACUGGAUCAUACCUCCACCGAUCAAGGAUGGGAUCAUCCCGAAGAAUGACUAUGGCAACAUCGACCUGUUCGCAGAGCACAUGUGUCCGGAAGGAGCCGUCCAUAUUCCCUUUCGAGGGGUGGUCAAGGUGUGUAAGAGAUUGCAAAUCGACUUUGCUGAGGCUGUCGUGGACUUUGAGUUCGGCCACCGCAUGGCUGUACCUGUCAUACAAGGUGUUGUCGUGGCUGAGGAGCACCACGAUCAGGUGAUGGAAGAGCUCCGAAAGGACGAGGCGGAGAAGGCUCGUAAGGAAGAUGAGAAACGGCGCAAAGAAGCAUUGCGGCUUUGGAGCAAGUUUCUCAAAGGGCUACGAAUCGUGGAGCGAAUUCGACAAGACUAUGGACACGUGGAGGACGACGUUCAAAUUUUCGGCCGAAAAGUUGGGGGCGCUGGCGACGACGACCUGGACAAGGAGAUCGAUAGACCGGCUGGGUACGACGACGACCCGGAUAUGGCUGGCGGAUUUCUCCCCACUGAACAUGACGAUGACUUGGCCGGCGGUUUCCUGCCAGAUGGCCAAGACGCGGCGGAAAGUACGACUCAACCCCCAGCGAGAAAGGUCACCUCAAGCUUUUUCCCGCCUAUUGAUGACGAUGAAGAGGAAGGCCUGGAUGAUUUAAUUGUUGAUCACGGUGAAGACCGAGAUGGAACCUCAAGUAAGGCCGAUGCAGUCCAAAAGCUAUCCGAUCAAUCCGACAAUGUCGAACCUGAGAAGGCUGCUCAGUCUGACACGUUGCCUGCACCUAAGAACACACAACCUCGGCCUAAACGACGAGCAGCGCCACGGCGAUCCACAAGGCGCCGCCAAAGGGUCAUGGUGUCAGAAAGUGAGGAUGAAGAAGAAGAAGAAGAAGAAGAAGAAGAAGAUGACUUCGAGUCCAAGGGCUCGGACGAUGAUUACAAGUGA
Molecule: messenger RNA, 3075 nt
Organism: Verticillium alfalfae VaMs.102
Lineage: Eukaryota; Fungi; Ascomycota; Sordariomycetes; Glomerellales; Plectosphaerellaceae
Product: DNA repair protein rhp42
Exons: 2
Coding region: 1-3075 (1024 amino acids)
Biological process (GO): mismatch repair; nucleotide-excision repair
Cellular component (GO): nucleotide-excision repair factor 2 complex; cytoplasm; nucleus
Molecular function (GO): damaged DNA binding; single-stranded DNA binding
Source: RefSeq, a predicted model, not a curated record